AUGGCUGAACAGCCUGCUGCGGACGACUUCUCCGUCCUUCCCAUCACUCUUCCCUCGCUCCCUUCCUACCCCGUCCAAUCCACCCACUUCGUCUACCUGCGCAAGAAUGCCAAGGUUGUCACCAAGAGUGAUGCCCGCAGUUUGUUCCUCGUCAAUGUUCCCGCCGACAGCACCGAGCUUCACUUCCGGGCUGUCUUUGCCAGCCUGGUAGGAGCUGGCCGCUUCGAGGGCAUCACUUUUGACCACAAUGCCAAAGCUCCCACCACCUCCCACGAGCCUGCGUAUGCCCUGCGUCUAGCAGCCCUCGGCAAGCGGAAGAGACAGGACCAAGAGGCCCAGCACAAGCAAGAUGAGGAGGCUGCCCAGCUGCCCAAGCUCUGGACACGUCAAACGCACCGCAGUGGUAGUACCGCCGUCGUUCUCCUGGCUGACGAGAAGAGCGUCGAGCUAGUGCUGAAGGCCGUUAGAAAGCUCAGCAAGACCAAGAAAUACCCGAUCUGGGGCGACGGCGUUGGGGACAAGGCUCCCCCCUUGGGCUCCCAGUGGCUCAAGGCACACAACAAGCUGUCGUAUCCUGGCAACGAUGCCAUGCAGGACAUGGUUGACGCCUACUUCACCGUCUUCAACAGGAAGGAGCUCGAGGCUGCUCAGCUGGCCAGGGCCAUGCAGAACGAGCCCGACGAGGAUGGUUUCGUCACUGUCACCCGGGGCGGCCGCACGGCACCUGCCAGGCAGGAAGAGGCAGAAGAGGCCAAGAGAAAGAUGCUGGAGAGACAGCAGAAGAAGAAGGACGAGACCCAGAACUUUUACCGCUGGCAGCUGCGGGAGAAGAAGAAGGCCGAGCAGGUCGAGUUCUUGAAGAGAUUCGAGGACGACAAGUCAAAGCUCAAGGCCAUGAGGGAGAAGAGGCGCAAGAUUCAGCCAGACUCCUGA
Neoarthrinium moseri is the source of this 933-nucleotide messenger RNA. RefSeq lists its product as uncharacterized. The record is from RefSeq and is a predicted model, not a curated record. Gene Ontology annotation, biological process: ribosomal small subunit assembly; rRNA processing. The coding region runs from base 1 to 933 and encodes 310 amino acids. Lineage: Eukaryota; Fungi; Ascomycota; Sordariomycetes; Amphisphaeriales; Apiosporaceae. Gene Ontology annotation, cellular component: UTP-C complex; CURI complex. The transcript has a single exon.